Molecule: messenger RNA, 2068 nt
Organism: Frieseomelitta varia
Lineage: Eukaryota; Metazoa; Arthropoda; Insecta; Hymenoptera; Apidae
Gene: unpg
Product: homeobox protein unplugged-like
Exons: 2
Coding region: 124-1170 (348 amino acids)
Biological process (GO): regulation of nervous system development; regulation of transcription by RNA polymerase II
Cellular component (GO): nucleus
Molecular function (GO): DNA-binding transcription factor activity, RNA polymerase II-specific; RNA polymerase II transcription regulatory region sequence-specific DNA binding
Source: RefSeq, a predicted model, not a curated record
UUUAAUUCGUAAUUCAUUGUUGAAAAUUGAUCUAGAAGAGAUCGCUCGCGAAAUGUUGAUUAAUAUUCUGUGUAUACGUCAGGUUUUGGAGUGCCGCUCGGAUUAUACGGUGCAUGGUUACCGAUGCGGAUGUACGGCAACGGCGGAGCUUCCGGUGUCCCAAUGUUACCGCCGCACACCUCCGUCAGUUAUCCGUCCCACCAGGAUCUUUAUCAGAAUCGGUUGUCGCAGCAUCUCGGUCCAGGAACGAAUCACCUUCAAGGCGCGGCUUAUCCGGCCGCUUGUCAGCGUAGCUCGAACCUUCGUGGCUCGACAAGCCUCACGGACAGCGAGGAUGACGGUAGCAUCGAUUCACCGGCAUCACCUGCACACGAUCUUUCCAAGUCCAGACACGGUUCGGAGAAUGGUCGCGGCUCGGCGGACAGCGAGGACGAGGGCGGAGGGUUGAGCGUCGCUGGCGAUGGUCACGACGCCAUCGACACCAUGUCCAGCAACGCGUCCAGCAACGUGAGCCCCGGUGGUUCACUGGAGAACGGUCAAAACACGUCGACGAGCGGCACGUCCAGCAGCAGCAGCAACAACAAGGCCAGACGCAGACGGACGGCGUUCACAUCCGAGCAGCUGUUGGAACUGGAGCGAGAAUUCCACGCGAAGAAGUACCUCAGUUUGACCGAGAGAUCGCACAUCGCGCACGCCCUCAAGUUGUCCGAGGUCCAGGUGAAGAUCUGGUUCCAAAAUCGGCGAGCCAAGUGGAAGAGGGUGAAGGCAGGGCUGAGCGGCGGCGGAGUUGGCUCCGGUGCGGGCAGCAUGGCGACCGCCGGUGCCUCCAGCAGGCACAACGGUGCAGCUGGACAACAUUCUGGAAACGGGACCAGGAUCGUCGUGCCGAUUCCGGUGCACGUUAGUCGACUGGCGGUGAGAUCUCAUCACCAUCAUUUGGAGAAAUGCGCCAGGCCGCCGAGAGUCAGGCCAACGACCGAGAGCCCCACGUCGUCCAGCGCCCCGUCGUCGGUCCUCGGGGACGCACUUGGACUGGUGAACUCGUCCAUUAACUUGAGCGGACAGGUGCAGAGCCCUCUGAGCGGCGGUGUUGGAAUUGGAGUCGGUGUCGGGCUAAGAGCGUUCACGGUUCCCUCUCAUCGUGGUGGUCUCAGUUCUUCCGGCAGGUAGUGAAAGCUACGAGGUGAACUGUGCACGUGGGACUAAUUGCAGGUUCGUGGCCAGAAUCGUAAUCUUGACGGUUUGUUCGCGAGACGAGGAGGUGUCAGUGACGGAGGCGGUGUGUGCUUUUUCGAAUAGACGGACGGCGUAGGUGGCUGUCUGUUUUAACGAUGGUGACGUGAUAAUAACUUGUGGAAUCGCACGGUGAUCUGGAUAUUGUUACGUGAAAAUUACGAGUGAUGAGAGAGGGAGGAGACACGUUGUCUUUGACUGAUUUACAAUCGUAGAGAUUGCAAUUGACACGAGAGUUUGUACUAGAAAUUUGUUCCCUUGGCUGUAUUAUGAAACAACGUGUUUCUUACGCUGAUUCUCUCUUCUAUCUCUCAGUUUCUGUAUCGCGUGUCAUCGAGUCACUCAAAAAUCGUCCGAUUUCCUGUGAGAUCGGUCGGAACGAUUGAUCGAUCUAAAAAAAAAAAACACGUGUAUAUCUAUCCUAAACCUUGGAGACGACGGGAUUUUCCAAACAGCAUCAGAGAUGCAUCGAGAUUCAGAAUACGUUUUGUUAUAUUUAUAUAAUUUAUUUUUUAAAAACACAUAGUUUUCGAAACUAUGCUCUCCAAGCGUCCAAGUAUCCAAGGAUUGACAGAGAGGAAUUCUGUAAAUAGCUUUCACACAGCGUAUCGCCUAGACUGUAUUCCCCGUAUACGGGCCGUAUAAGUCGUACUUGUAGAUAAUUUCUUUACGUUUAAACGUAAACCUCCGCUCCAUCCCAGAAGUAUCGUGCUCUACAACGAUACCGAUAUCGAUCGGGCGUGCGAUCACCGCAGCUGCGUUAGGGCCGUGGAGCGGAAGAACGGAAGAAAGUGUAUAUCGAGAAGGCAAUAAAAUGUGCGAAUAUCAUGUGGAA